Messenger RNA from Asterias rubens (European starfish), 2223 nucleotides. RefSeq names its product UDP-N-acetylglucosamine transferase subunit ALG13 homolog. The coding region runs from base 385 to 891 and encodes 168 amino acids. Lineage: Eukaryota; Metazoa; Echinodermata; Asteroidea; Forcipulatida; Asteriidae. The transcript is spliced from 6 exons. The record is from RefSeq and is a predicted model, not a curated record. Gene Ontology annotation, biological process: dolichol-linked oligosaccharide biosynthetic process. Gene Ontology annotation, molecular function: hexosyltransferase activity.
GGUACUAAGUAUGUCAUGUCCACUAUGCACUAUAACUUCUUCCAACCAAAGAGCUCGCUUCUUCAACAUUUUAUUCGACUGUUGUUACGGAAAGUACACUAUUCCUGCUGAUCAAGUAUCGAUGUUGUGUAGUGUUUGUUGUUGCGGCGUGUGACUGUUUUGAUGAGAGUGUAGCGUACCCUCCAACAAAGACGAGUUGGAUCCAUCGCGAGUCCAGCUCCAGGACGACGGGUUGCAAGUCUACAAAACCCUGACCCAAACUCCCACUUACGAGUCAUCUGAUUGGAGGUAGUUUGCGCGGCGACCGUGUGUCAACCACUGGUCGAUGUUGUUACCAGACUUCCUAGAAAUCCUUCUGACAGGUAACAAGAUCAUUCCUCAGAAAUGGCGAUGGUGGAAAAAAUAGUAUUUGUUACUGUUGGAACAACCAGCUUCGAUCCUCUGAUUGAAGUAGUAUCAUCAAAACAGUUGUGUAAGCAAUUCAAGUCUCUAGGAUACACCAAGGUAUUGUUGCAGAUCGGUAGAGGAACAUUUGAACCAGAGCCUAUCCUUCAACCAGGGUUUACAUUGGAGUAUUAUCGCUACAAGGACACCAUUGCAGAUGACAUUCAGAAUGCUUCUCUUAUUAUUAGUCAUGCCGGAGCUGGUAAUGUUUUAGAAUCACUAGGUGCCGGGAAACGGUUACUUGUUGUCAUCAAUGAGUUACUGAUGGGUAAUCAUCAGUUUGAGUUAGCGUAUCAACUUUAUCAAGAUGGACACCUUCUCUAUGCAACAUGCAGUAACCUUGCUGAAGUUGUGAGAGAGAUUGAUGCUACUACACUCAAGCCAUUUCCUCCUGGUGAUACAGCUAAGUUCUCCUCAUUCCUUGAUAAAGCUAUGGGACUAUCAUGACACUAUAUUAAGACUAUUGGGAAAACACGACUAUUGUUACAUCACAGUUGUGACAUUGUGGCUACUCUACUGUGACACUGGCUGUAGUGACGUAGCUAUUGUGAUCACACAGCUGCAAUAACAUCACAGCUACAUGGACAUCACAGCUAUAACUCUCAUGUUGACAGUGUGGUGAUUGUUACUGUUCAUCUGUUGUGAAAUCAUGGCUACCGGACAUCAUGGCUUUUGUGACUUUGUGGCUACUGUGACAUCAUGGCUAUUGUGACAUUCAGUGGUGACAUUGUGGCUAAUGUGAUAUUGUGACUUUGGUUACAUCGUGGCCAUUGUGACUUUGUGGCUAAUGUUAUAAUGUGGCUAUGUGACAUCGUGGCUAUUGUGACUUUGUGGCUACUGGGACAUCAUGGCUAUUGUGACAUUCAGUGGUGACAUUGUGGCUAAUGUGAUAUUGUGACUUUGGUUACAUCGUGGCCAUUGUGACUUUGUGGCUAAUGUUAUAAUGUGGCUAUGUGACAUCGUGGCUAUUGUGACUUUGUGGCUACUGGGACAUUGUGGCCAUUGUGACAUCGUGGCUAAUGUGACUUUGUGGCUACUGGGACAUUGUGGCCAUUGUGACAUCGUGGCUAAUGUGACUUUGUGGCUACUGGGACAUUGUGGCUAUUGUGACAUCGUGGCUAAUGUGACUUUGUGGCUACUGGGACAUUGUGGCCAUUGUAACAUCAUGGCCAAUGUGACUUUGUGGCUACUGGGACAUCGUGGCUAUUGUGACAUCGUGGCUAAUGUGACUUUGUGGCUACUGUGACAUUGUGGCCAUUGUAACAUCAUGGCCAAUGUGACUUUGUGGCUACUGUGACAUCGUGGCUAUUGUGACAUCGUGGCUCAUGUGACUUUGUGGCUACUGGGACAUUGUGGCCAUUGUGACAUCAUGGCCAAUGUGACUUUGUGGCUACUGUGACAUCGUGGCUAUUGUGACAUGUCUAAUGUGACAUUCACUAGUGACAUUGUGGCUAAUGUGAUAUUGUGGCUGUUGUUACAUCAUGGCUGUUGUGACUUUGUGGCUACCGUGAUAUUGUGGCCGAGUACAUGAUUCACGGUCAGUUUAAUAAAGUGUCACAUAGAAUAUGGUGUAAUUUGAAGAUAGCAAAUUAAUAUCAAUAUCAAUUUUCCUAGAAAAACUUUUGGAAAGAAUAUUAAUAAUAGUUUAAUUCCAUUGUGUGUGUAAUAGAUUACGACAGUGGCUCCUGAUUUGUUCGUAUGAGCUCUUGAAUUUGUUGUGAUUUAUGGUUCUCUAAAUUUGUGUCUUUGUAAAUAAGAUAAGUCGAAACUAUAUAUUUA